This is a messenger RNA of Trichoderma aggressivum f. europaeum, 1287 nucleotides long. RefSeq lists its product as uncharacterized. The coding region runs from base 1 to 1287 and encodes 428 amino acids. The record is from RefSeq and is a predicted model, not a curated record. Lineage: Eukaryota; Fungi; Ascomycota; Sordariomycetes; Hypocreales; Hypocreaceae. The transcript has 2 exons.
AUGGCGAAACGCAAAGCUCAGUACAAUGACAUCCGCGAUCCGCCCCCGCAACCUAAGAGAAUCAAGUCAUCAGAACCAUUCAUCCAAUGCGGGCACUUUAGGCUCAAUCUCGCCAAUGGACAUUCGCCACCUCUACGACCAGCAAGCCUUUCACGAUUCAGCAAACGCAAACUGUCGCAGUUCUCCCUGACCGAGCCAUCGAACGGACCAUCAACAAAACGAAGAAGGACGACAUCACGGGAUUCAGCAGGCUGUAAUCGCGACUCGAGUCCUACUGAUUCACCCGUGGAAUCAGACAUCGAAACUUCUGAAUAUGAUUCAUCCCCGCGUCCGCCCGAGCCAAUAUCGUCCGGUGUUGAGCAUCCUCCCUCAGAGGGGGGUGAUGCAAUAGACGCAGAAGCGUGGCCUGAUCAAGACGGUGCCUCGGGGGAAGAUUUCCUUCGUGCUCUAGCGUGGCCAGGCAUUGAAGAUGCCUCAGCGGAAGAUUCCUCAGAGGACGGUGCCUCAAGGAAAGAUUUCCCUCGUGCUGAAGCGCGGCUAGGUCUUGAAGAUGCCUCAAGGGAAGAUGCCUUGAGGGAAGAUGCCCCAGGAGUGGUCGCGUGGACAGACCCUGAAGAUUCCUCGGAGGAAGAUUCCUCGGCGGCAGUACCCCCAGUGAUGGAAGCGUGGCCGGAUCGAAUAGAUUCUCCCCCGAGGGAGCCAAAUCCAGUGUGGGCCUUUUAUGACCGGCUCUUCACAAACUCUCAUCGUGCGAUGAUGAUUCGCGAGGAGGAAAGACGCAAUGGCCGAGAGCAGAUCCGACCACGCCGCAGAGCCCAACUACCAAGCCCAGCACCUUCUGAUGGGGGCACAGGCGGAAGCAAUCCUACGUCCACUGGUCCUCCUCCAGCGAGCCAUACGGCACCAGAGCCCCCUGCAUCACCAACAGUGCGUCGUCGUCGCCUCAGCUUGUCACCCGAAGAGACCAAAAGACCCUCGCGUCAAAGCCCAAGAAGACGGCAGCCACGCAGAAAGAGCAGACAGAGUCAAGGCCAACCACAGGAAAAACCCUCUCCAGCCGUCAUUGAAGACUUUUUGCAGUCAAAACGGGCUUCUAGGAGAAAUGUUGAGUUCACACCCGGGGGGGUUCAGCUUCUGAGCGAGAGUCGACUGGACGGCAUACCCGUUAACCUGGCAGGGCCGGGGGCAGCGGGCAGCUUUUUCAGACAAACUGACUACCAGCACAUUGUGACUGAUUCAUCUUCUGGCAUGGUCGUCAAUCUGACAGGGUCGGAGGCAGCGGCGUAG